Pseudozyma flocculosa PF-1 is the source of this 1389-nucleotide messenger RNA. RefSeq lists its product as uncharacterized. Bases 1 to 1389 code for a protein of 462 amino acids. Gene Ontology annotation, cellular component: Golgi cisterna; trans-Golgi network; cytosol. Lineage: Eukaryota; Fungi; Basidiomycota; Ustilaginomycetes; Ustilaginales; Ustilaginaceae. The record is from RefSeq and is a predicted model, not a curated record. Gene Ontology annotation, biological process: Golgi organization; Golgi to plasma membrane protein transport; retrograde vesicle-mediated transport, Golgi to endoplasmic reticulum. Gene Ontology annotation, molecular function: phosphatidylinositol-4-phosphate binding. The transcript is spliced from 2 exons.
AUGGCUUCCUCGGCAGGCGGACUGCAGCGACGCCGCGCAGGCGCAACCGCCUCCGCCCCAUCCUCGUCGGCCCACCGCCUCGACGAUGACGACGACUACCCCUCCCGCACCGCGAGCCCCGCCGCCGGCAUCGCACCUUCCUCCUCCGCCUCGCUAUCCGCACCGGGCACACGCAGCGCCACCGGCUCCAUCACCACCUACGACCACGAGCGCGGCCACAAGGUCGCCUACGACCCGCGCGACCUCAACGACGAGCGCGAGCAGGGCCAGAACCCGCGCCUCACCCUCAUGGAAGAGGUCCUCCUCCUCGGCCUCAAGGACAAGCAGGGCUACCUCUCCUUUUGGAACGACAACAUCUCCUACACCCUCCGCGGCUGCAUCCUCAUCGAGCUCGCCCUCCGCCGCCGCAUCGCAAUCACCCGCGACCCCUCGCGCAAGCGCUUCAACCUCUCGGAGCGCUCCAUCGACGUCAUCGACGGCAAAAUGACCGGAGAGGUCCUCCUCGACGAGGCACUCAAGAUGAUCAAGGGCGGCGAAAAGAUGAGCGUCGCCCAGUGGGUCGACCUCAUGAGCGGAGAGACGUGGAACGUCAUGAAGAUUGGAUACCAGCUCAAGCAGGUCCGCGAGCGCCUCGCAAAGGGCCUCGUCGACAAGGGCGUCCUGCGCACAGAGAAGCGCAACUUCCUCCUCUUUGACAUGGCCACCCACCCUCUCAUCGACUCGGGCUGCAAGGACGCCAUCCUCCGCCGCGUGCUCACCCUCCUCACCUCGGCAUCCCCCACCGUACACCCAAACGCCUUUUACCGCGAGGACUCGCUCAGCGGCGGCUCGGCGGGGUCAGGUGGAAGCGCACAGGAUCAGGGCCGACCGAUAGCGUUCCGGGUGACGCGGGCGCUCUCGCUCCUCUGCUGCGCCUUUAGCGCAAACGUGCUGGAAAACGCCCUCAACCACCUCAGCUACGAGGCGCGCGAGUCGGCCUUUCAGAAAGCCGACGACAUCCUCGAAGAGUUUGCGACGUGGCCAAUGGCGCCCUCGUCGGGUCUGGCGGGCGGAGGCGUGGGCGGGACAGGAGGCGGGGCGACGGGCGCCAUCACUUCGCUCUCGUCGUCUUCGUCAUUAGGCGGCGGCGGCGGUGGUGGUCGCAACGGCCGUGCCAACGGGGGGAUAGCGGGGGCCGGUGCCGGGGCUGGCGCGGCGGCGGCGGCGACGCGGAUAGCCGAAGGGUCGAUGGUCAAUGACCGCGCCUACGACGAAGGGCCGAUGGGCGCGUCGAUCCUCGAGCUGGCGCGGGCCGUGCAGCGCGAGCUCGACAACGAGGGCGACGCGCUCAUGUACGAGUGCAUCGCCGCCGUCCUCAACGUGCUGAGCCGCAUGGAUAGUCUGCUUUGA